AUGAGGCUGUUCGCUUUGGGCUCGAAUGGAUCUGGGCAGCUUGGCCUUGGUCAUGCCGAAGAUGUCUCAAUACCCACCCAAUGUCUUUUCCAGGAAGACCUGGGCCCAGAUGAGACCGUGAUCAAGAUUGUCGCUGGUGGAAAUCAUACUCUUCUUCUGACGAACAAGAAACACGUAUAUGCAGCUGGCUGCAACACAGACGGCCGAUGCGGCCCAGUGACAUCCGAUGAUGACUCCCAAGACGUGGACAAUCUGCUCACAUUCCGAAGAGUCAUUCUCACUGACUGCGUAACGGGUGUGAACAUCGACACCUUCACGACCAUCUCUGCGACUUGGGAGGGAAGUGUUCUUGUUGCUGCGGUGCCGGAUCCCUCUGAUCAGGACGUCUAUCAAGACAAAGUGUUCGUCAUGGGAUCGAGCCCGAAAGGAGAAUUAGGCUUGGAAUGGCUAGCCAGCGUCAAAUCAGCGACUAAGGCGAUUCAGCCCGGUGUCUCUAUACCGGAUUUCCCGCCAAGCAGCACCCAGAUUGUCGCUUUGGCAAGUGGCAUGGGUCAUUCCGUUGCUAUUCUUUCUAAUGGCCAUGUCUACGGCUGGGGCGGGUCACGGAAGGGCCAAUUGGGCGAUAGUCUCAAAGGAGAAAAGGUUGUCUGGACUCCAACCGAGAUUCAAGGAUUGCCGUUUGCUGCACAGACCGCCGUAUGCGGACGCGAGUUUACAGUGAUCUGUGGUGAUCGUAGCAAAGGGGAACUUGUUGUUCUUGGAGAUAAGGCUAAUCGAUGGGGGGUCUUGAACGUGCCCGUAAGCCUACAGCUGUCCACGCCAGAUGGGAAUGGCAAGACCCUCAUGCCAUUCUCUGAUAUCGGAGCGAGUUGGCACGGUAUCUACGUACAUGCCAUCUCAUAUGGUGCCUCUGACAAGGCACAGUCCAAUCGCUUGAUGGCCUGGGGUCGAAACGAUCGUGGCCAGCUGCCCCCUGAGGACUUCCCAUCGCCUGUCAAAAUGGCAGUAGGGAGCGAGCAUGUGGUGACAUUGAUGGACAAUGGCAUAGUCGCUGCAUUUGGAUGGGGAGAACACGGCAACUGUGGUACUCAUACCGAUGAUCGAGGUAACGUUACUGGGCAAUGCAGUCAGAUUCCGCUGACCUCAGUCAUGGCUGGCGGUGGUCGAGUGACUGGCCUCGGAGCUGGAUGUGCGACAAGCUGGAUUAUUGCGGAAUAUUGA
Penicillium oxalicum is the source of this 1221-nucleotide messenger RNA. RefSeq names its product RCC1 domain-containing protein. Bases 1 to 1221 code for a protein of 406 amino acids. NCBI's taxonomy places the organism in Eukaryota, Fungi, Ascomycota, Eurotiomycetes, Eurotiales, Aspergillaceae. The transcript has a single exon. Gene Ontology annotation, cellular component: cytoplasm. The record is from RefSeq and is a predicted model, not a curated record. Gene Ontology annotation, molecular function: guanyl-nucleotide exchange factor activity.